AUGAAGCUACGAACGCGACUCUGCAAAAAGAGUUCCCUAAAAGCCACCGAGACGGGAGAUGAAGGCAGCCAAAGAAGUUCAAAUUAUCCACUGAGUUGCGUGGAUUGGAGCAGCAAUGAGGAGAUAUAUUUUGUGAGUGAUGAUCAUCAGAUUUUCAAGUGGAGCGAUGUAACGGACUCGGUGGAGGUAGCCAAGUUGCCGGAUGACUUUGUGCCCACGGACUCAUGGCUCCUGCUCGGUGGACGGAGCAGUGGCGGUGGCAAAGGAAGCGAUAUGCUGGUGUGCAGUAAUGAUGGUCGUUUCGUGAUUCUCAAUAAGAGUGCCCGGUGGAGCGAAGUAUUCGGCCCAUGGGGCAGCUAUUAGUUCGGGCGAUGGAGUCCUGAUGGUGCCGGCUUACUAACUGCCGGUGAGGAUGUCAUCAAGAUCUGGUCAAGAUCCGGUAUGCUACGCUCCACGGUGGUGCAAAACGAGGAGGCCAUACGCUGCGCUCGUUGCCCGAACUCUACCUCGAUUGUGUUCUGCCAGGGAGGCAUGUGUCCAUCAACCUUUGGCGGCAAUAGUAAGCUCAUCAGGUGGCGUGCUCAUGAUGUGGUCCUCUCACUCAGUUGGUCUGCCCAGUCCAAUGUGAUAGCCUCCGGUGGUGAGGACUUUCGCUUCAAGAUAUGGGAUGCCCAGGGUGCCAAUCUUUUUACCAGUGCCGCCGACGAGUUUGCCAUCACAAGUGUGGCCUUUAAUCCCGAGAAGGAUUACCUGCUGGUGGGCACUUUUAAUUUGCUGAAGCUAUGUCACAGCUCUGGAUGGUCCUACAACAGUGCCCGCUUUACAGCCCCCAGUGUGGGCUCGUUUUUCAGCUUGUCCUGGUCAGCGGAUGGCACUCAGGUGGCUUGUGGCACCUCCACAGGUCAGCUUAUAGUGGCCUAUGUCAUCGAGCAGCAACUGAUCUCUAGGAAUCUGAAGGCAACUAGCAAUAGUAGGAAAUCAAUUGCCCUGAAGGACAUUGCCAAUGGUACCCAGGAUGUCCUGGAUUUUCCACAGCGCGUAAUUAAUUUCGGUCUGGGCUAUGGACACCUGGUGGUGGCCACCAUGCAUCAAAUACACAUCUACAAUGAGAAGUAUAUCAAUACACCGAUUAUAGUCGAUGGAAGGAAUGAUACCAGGGUCAUUGAGGUGGGCAAGAAAUACUUUAUGAUAUUGGAUGCCUCAUCUAUAUGGGUGUAUACCUACACGGGUCGCCUUCAUUUAAAUCCUCGUUAUCCUGGCUCCCAGGCGCAGAUUCCCUUGCUCACCUGGCGCUCCCUAUCUCUGGGCCUCGAUGUCCUGGCCAUUCGUGAUAAUUCAGAUCCCACUCUGUUGCAUUUAUUCGAUCUAAUACCAGGUGCCUCGCGGCAGUAUGAUCCGCAUUCGCUGAGAGCCAAGCAGCCGCUGGCAGAGAUUGCAGCCUGUCGAGCAGGCACACCGGAUGAUCAGUUUGUGGCUUUUAUAGAUUCCAAUAGGGAACUAUUCGUUAGUGAGUCCCGCAAUCUUACCGGGGAGCGAACCGACGAGAUAUACAAGAUUGGAACACAGCUCACAGCAAUUAAAUGGGCCAGUGAGACGAACAUUCUGGUGGGAGUGCACGAUUCCUGCUACAGCAUUUGGUAUUGUCCCGGAGAAGGAGCCUCCGAUCCCACAAUCAUUGCCCUCACCACAAUUACCUUGGACACGGCAGAGUUCGGUAAACAGAUUGCCAUCGAGAGCUUCGAGGAUGCAGUGAUCACAUUUCGCUGUGCUGGUGCCCUGCUACCCGUCAAUGUGAACAUCCAUUGCGAGGUCCUGCAUCGCGCUCUCCUCGAGGGCCAGUGGCCACAGGCGCUGAAGAUCUGCCGGCUGGCACAACAUGCCAGCUUGUGGGCCACCUUGGCAGCGGUGGCCACCAGGAAGCACCAGCUGCAGAUUAGCGAGGAGGCUUAUGCUGCCGCCCUGCAAAUCGACAAGGUGAGCUACCUGCAGCACCUGAAGACACUGACGCCUUCGAGUGCCGAGCAGAUGGCAGAGAAUUCGCUGAUGCUGGGAAGGAUGCUGGAGGCGGAGACAAUCCUACUGCAUGGCCGAAAGAUUCAGCAGGCUGUGGGUCUCUCCCUCAGGAUGCACAACUGGCGGAGAGCUCUGGAGAUUGCUCAGAAACAUCGAGUGGAGGAACCGGAUCUAAUGCAGCGGGUGCUCCAAGAGAGGAUCAAGUAUCUGAAGGCGUUGCAAAGGGAGGAAUGGGAUCCAGUAUACUUACCGCAUGUGGUAAAAGAAGAUACAAAUAGUCCCAGUGAAUAG
Messenger RNA from Drosophila serrata, 2304 nucleotides. RefSeq names its product intraflagellar transport protein Oseg5 (gene Oseg5). Gene Ontology annotation, biological process: cilium assembly. Gene Ontology annotation, cellular component: cilium; intraciliary transport particle B. NCBI's taxonomy places the organism in Eukaryota, Metazoa, Arthropoda, Insecta, Diptera, Drosophilidae. Gene Ontology annotation, molecular function: protein binding. The record is from RefSeq and is a predicted model, not a curated record.